AUGGACAAGAAUCAAGUUUACCAGGACGUCCUGAAUCAUUACAGUUCAGCUGCCAAAGCCACCGAUGCUGACUACAGCAAAAAGGUCGCUGAGGCAUUCGGGUACAGUGAAGCUGAAUUGACAAGCAUUCCCAAGGAUGCGAAUCUGGGCUUAAGCUGCGGAAAUCCGCUAGCUUUGGCGAAGUUGAAAGAGGGAGAAACCGUUAUCGAUUUUGGUAGCGGUGCAGGAUUUGAUGUCUUUCUAGCGGCCAAGAGUAUUGGUAGCACAGGCAAGGCUAUUGGAGUUGACAUGAAUCAGGUUGGCUACCCCCUAGACCUGGACAUGCUCGAGCGAGCAAACAAGAACAAGGAAGCGGCCAAGGCCGAAAACGUCUCCUUUGUCGAGUCUCGCAUCACCGACGUCAAGCUCCCCGACGCCACUGCUGACUGCAUCAUCAGCAAUUGCGUAGUUAACCUGGUCCCAGAAGCAGAAAAGCAACUCGUUUUCAACGAAAUGUACCGUCUUCUCAAGCCUGGAGGCCGUGUCGCCAUCAGCGAUAUUUUGGCCCGGAAGGAGCUUCCACCAGAAAUCAGAAAUGAUAUGGCCUUGUAUGUCGGCUGCGUCGCCGGGGCCAGUCAAAUCUCGGCCUAUCAGCAGUAUUUCCGCAAUGCAGGAUUUGCAGAUGCCGUAAUGGUGGACACAAAUAGCGACCUAAAUAUAUACACCACCGCUAGAACGGAUGGCGAGGGUAUCCCUUGCUGCGGUGGCACGGACUCUUGUAAUACACCAAAACCCAAGGCGAAAAACGUUGACUACAAUGAGUGGGCUGGUUCCUUUAAGAUCUAUGCUGUGAAGGCUUGA
Molecule: messenger RNA, 840 nt
Organism: Uncinocarpus reesii 1704
Lineage: Eukaryota; Fungi; Ascomycota; Eurotiomycetes; Onygenales; Onygenaceae
Exons: 5
Coding region: 1-840 (279 amino acids)
Molecular function (GO): methyltransferase activity
Source: RefSeq, a predicted model, not a curated record